AUCGGAAGUUACGUGUUUCGAUGAUGUUAAAUGCCGCCGAAAACGUGGCAGCAAACGGAGCGCUGUUGGCAUUUUUUAAUAAAACCUCCAGAUCAGUCAUCAAGUCAACUAUUAAUAUAAUAUAUUUUCCGUAUGCAAAGUUUAUCAACGUUGAGCAGAAUGAAGUUUCAAAUUUUUUAUUUGGCUAUUGCCAUUUUAUCGGUAACAAUUUGUGCUGAAGAAGAACAACAACAACCAGAAGUCGCACGAUUAUUAGUAUCAAAAUAUAUUUUCAACAAAUAUCUUGUAGAAAACAUGGAUAUUAUUGUUAAGUAUACUGUAUAUAAUGUUGGUAGUGUAGCUGCAUUAGAAGUUGAAAUAACAGAUAAUUCAUUCCAUCCUGAUCACUUUAAUCACGUUAGUGGUGAAUUAAAUGCACGGAUUGAUCGUGUACCACCGGGUAGCAACGUAUCUCAUACUGUAGUUGUGAGGCCCAGAAAAUUCGGAUAUUUUAACUUUACAUCUGCUGAAGUUUUAUACAGACGUACCGAAGAUGCUUCAAGACUUCAAGUUGCAGUAAGCAGUGCCCCAGGUGAAGGCCUUAUUGUAUCUUACAGAGAUUAUGCAAAAAAAUUCUCAUCUCAUGUUAUUGAUUGGAUUGCAUUUGCCGUCAUGACAUUACCUUCUUUAGCUAUUCCGUUUGCUCUCUGGUACUCAAGUAAAAGGAAGUAUGAAAAACUUUCAAAAAAUACUAAAAAGCAUUAAAAUUCAUUCAUUGUAUAAAACUCAUACAGUUAAAGAUCAAGUUCGUUAUUAUCUGGCACUUUUUAACUGGCGUGCUUGUGAUAUGCGUGAAUGUACUCAGCUCAAUUUAAUUUUUUUUUUU
Microplitis mediator is the source of this 865-nucleotide messenger RNA. RefSeq names its product translocon-associated protein subunit beta (gene SsRbeta). The transcript is spliced from 4 exons. Lineage: Eukaryota; Metazoa; Arthropoda; Insecta; Hymenoptera; Braconidae. The record is from RefSeq and is a predicted model, not a curated record. Bases 133 to 744 code for a protein of 203 amino acids. Gene Ontology annotation, cellular component: membrane; endoplasmic reticulum.